AAACUAAUAAGAUAAAGCAAUCAUCAUGUUGCAAGAAUUACUUAUCGUACUCUUAGUAAUUCUCGUAAAUUUAUUCUACUUCGCAAUAUUACGCCAUUCCUACUGGAUUAGAAAAAAUGUCCGCCAAUCGUUGCCUGUGCCCUUCUUAGAGGACAAUCUCCGUAAAUCAUUCGGAAUGGAAUCGUACUUGGAUAUGAUUAAGAGGCUUUACAACCAAUUUCCUGAAGAAAGAUAUUCCGGCUAUUAUCAGGUAGGAUGUCCAAUAUUGGUAAUCCGAGAUCCGGAGUUAAUAAGGAUGGUGACCAUCGACGAUUUUGAUCACUUCUCAGAACACAGGCACCUGUUACCUGAAGGCUUGGAUCCCUUAUGGAGCAGGAAUUUGUUUGCGUUAAAAGGUAAUGAAUGGAUAAAGAUGAGAACAAUCUUAGUUCAUGCAUUUUCUUCCGACAAAAUGCGAGCUAUGUUCUGGUUUGUAAAUAACUGUGCAAUACAGCUAAGGGAUUACAUUGCGAAGGAGACGCAAGAAGGUCCGAUAGUCCGCGAGGUGCAGGGCAUCUUCACGCGUUACACCAAUGAAGCAAUAGCGUCAUGUGCGUUCGGCGUCACGAAUAAAGAUGUAAUUGAAACCGGAAUCGAUUUGUACAAAGUGGGUAUGGCAAUUACAGACGUCAGUGAUUUAUGGAAAUCUAUAAAAUUGUAUCUAGUCAAUUACAUGCCUUCGAUCACCAAAUAUCUCAAUGUAAGAAUGUUUAGAAAAGAAUCAGCUGCUGACUUCUCGGCCGUAAUCGCCAAUAACUUGAAGAUGCGUGAAGACUUAAAUAUCGAGCGACCGGAUAUGAUCAAUAUAUUGUUAGAGGCGCGCAAAGGGAAUCUGAAAUUCAAAACUCAAGAGCAUGACUCCGACUUUGCUACGGCUCAAGUAUCUGAUAUCACGAAAGAUGUGGAAACAACGACGGAGAUUUCAGAUGUCGAUAUCACCGCUCAAGCCUUAAUCUUCUUCACCGCCAGCAUCGAAACCGUCUCCACUGCGUUGAUCUUCAUGAGUUACGAAUUAGCUAUGAAUCCGGAUGUACAGAAGAGGCUGCAAGAUGAAAUAGAUCAGAUGUCACUGAAUUCAAGAGGUAAAUUAAUAUACAAAUCAUUAUCCAAGAUGAAAUACAUGGAUAUGGUUAUUUGGGAAACCUUGAGGAAGUGGCCGUCCUAUGUUGCCGUGGACCGAUCUUGCGUAAAACCAUACACUAUUCAACCCACCAGACCUAAUGAAACUGCCGUUCAUCUGGACUUGGGUGAUGUUCUCCUUCUACCAAUCAUAGGCAUCCAUAGAGAUCCCGAAUACUUCCCUGAACCAGAUAAAUUCGACCCGGAGCGAUUCAACGAUGAGAACAUAGACAACAUAAAGCUCUUCACUUACAAUCCUUUCGGCUACGGUCCAAGAAACUGCAUCGGAUCCAGCUUCGCUCUUAUGGAAAUUAAAACAGUUUUCUUCCAUCUACUAUCAAAGUUCGAUAUUGAAAUAGUGGAACAAACAAAAGUUCCUGUAGAAAUCUGCAAGAAAAAGUACAAUUUAGCAGCCAAAAACGGAAUUCAUUUGGGAUUUAAAAGAAGACAAUUUUAAUCUUUAUAUUAAUUGGAGAUUUCAACUAAAUCUCGUAAUCUUAUAAAUCAAAAGGGUAUUUCAUAUUAUAUACCUUAUUUUAAAUUUUUAAAUCAAUAUUAUUCAAAUUUUAACAUACAUAUUGCCUAUGAAACAAUAGUAUAUUUGUAUUAAUUCAAUCAUUUGCUUUCAUACGGCUUUUCCAAAUGUUCUUACAGUUGACGGGCAUUUGCCCAAGAUAAACUUGUGUAUUGUGAAAAUAUUUUAAUUUGUUAUUUACUAAAACACAUAUUUGUAAUUUUUUGUCAAUAUAGAAAUUACAUAUUAUCCAAAAU
This is a messenger RNA of Nicrophorus vespilloides, 1929 nucleotides long. Its product is annotated as cytochrome P450 9e2-like. The record is from RefSeq and is a predicted model, not a curated record. Gene Ontology annotation, molecular function: monooxygenase activity; iron ion binding; heme binding. The transcript is spliced from 4 exons. Bases 26 to 1615 code for a protein of 529 amino acids. Lineage: Eukaryota; Metazoa; Arthropoda; Insecta; Coleoptera; Silphidae.